Molecule: messenger RNA, 3165 nt
Organism: Vombatus ursinus (common wombat)
Lineage: Eukaryota; Metazoa; Chordata; Mammalia; Diprotodontia; Vombatidae
Product: synaptotagmin-like protein 3
Exons: 14
Coding region: 1237-2604 (455 amino acids)
Biological process (GO): intracellular protein transport; exocytosis
Cellular component (GO): exocytic vesicle; plasma membrane
Molecular function (GO): neurexin family protein binding; small GTPase binding
Source: RefSeq, a predicted model, not a curated record
UUCCACAUAGAGUGCUCAUCAUCGACAAAGAUAGCCACAGUAGUCACAGCUCCCAUGAGCUAGAAGUCUGUAGUUCACAGAACUGCUACUCCUGCUUUGGACCCAACAGGAAGGAAAGAGAACACAGUCAGUUUCUCAAACCAAAAAGCAAGAGAGACUUCCUCAUCUCCAGGGUAUGCUACCCUGGGCUCCACUCCUAAGGUACAUCAAAAGGUGACCUUUGUGGAGCCAUUCCCAGUCUGGUAUUUGGAGGAGUGGCGCAUUUCCCAGAAAACCUAUCCUUAACCUGAUGAGAGAGAUGUCAGGCUAAGGACAGAGUGCUGAAGGAAGCUGAGGCAAGGAUCAUCUCCUCCAACCUAAGAUGCAACAAGACUGUGCCUUGACUGCAGCAGAGGGUCACUAAGCUCUGGACGACCCGUACAGCAGUAGGAUCGUUGUAUGUGGGUGUAGGGUGGAGGUGGCAAUGCUAGUGCUACAGAUAGAGGGAGUCAUAUUACAAAGUCAAAAAAGGAUCAAAAAAGGUACAGGAGAAAUACUGGUGGGAAACGUCAUCCCACCCCUAAGACGUCAGGUGUCCUAGAGCAAAGUUGAUCUACUCUAGCUAUGAUUCAGGUCUUGAACCAGAUUACCUUUUUAUUUACAUGACAACUGCUAUAGACUCCUAAAAGAGUUGGAAGGUCAUCUAGAGGUCAUCUAGCCUAAUCUCCCACCUCAUGCAGGUCUACUGUUCAUAUCAUCCCUGACACGGUUGGUUAGUCUUUGCCAUCCACGGGGAGCUCAAUGAAGUAUUUCAAGUAAAACAAGCUAUUUGUAUUGUUUUUUUUUCUUCAAAUAUCCCUUAGUUUGCAGAUUGCUUUUUGCCUGAUAAAAUAUCUAUCUGGGACCACACCUUACCUUUGGAACCACCUCCCCAAGGUGGACGUGUUUUUGUCUUUGAAAGAUGACCAGUGAAAACACUCACCAGGUGGCAGAGAAGUUUUGGAAAUAAUGACUUAAGCAGAGACAAACUCUUGAUGUUUUCCCCUCCCAAAGAGCGUGACACAGUGAGAAAAAAAAAAAGAACAAAAAACAAAGAACAAAACCACAAUCACCAAUGAAAUAAGAGAGGUUAGCUCUUUCAAGAACUCUUAGUCACUAUUCUUCGGAGGCAUCGAAGCCAAAGUAAUAGGGGAAGCUGUUUGGUGGAAUGAGGUAAAACUAACCAAAUUCAGGACCUGGUAAAUAAAGGAAAAGAAGAUGACUCAAGAAGUCAAUCUGAAUUCCCUCAAGGAACUGGAACGUGAGAUGGUACUUCAGGUGUUGUACCGAGAUCAGAUGGUGCAAAAGGUUGAGGAGGAGAGGAUAAGGAAGCUGAAAUUGCACCUGCAGGAUCUUCGAUGGAGACCAGCGAAGAACACAAAUCAGGAAUACAAAGAGAAGUUCUGCGCACGGUGCCAGAAAUCUCUGGGCUUGGUGAUAAACCGAGGAGGUGUAUGCCAGGGCUGCAGCCAUCGAGUAUGUUCCGAGUGUCGGGUCUUCCUGAGGAAAACCUACAUGUGGAAAUGCACUGUCUGCUUCGCUGAUGGAGAUGUAAAAAUAAAAACUGGAGAGUGGUUCUUUGAGGAACGAGCCAAGAAAUUUCCAGCUGAAAGCAAACAUGAAACAGCUGGUGCUAAGCUCUUGAAAUCUUAUCAGAAACUGAGCAAAAUUUCCGUGCUUCCUCCCACUCCACCACCUGUCAGUGAGAGCCAUUGUGGAUCCAACACAGGGGAACUUGGUCAGCUUAAAGGAUUUAAUAAAUCGAUGGAAAAUUUGUUUCUCUCUCUUACCACACACAUAAAAAAAAUCUCCAAGUCCCAGAAUGACAUGACUUCUGACAAACAUCUUCUAACAACCAAUUACAGGGAGGGUAUGGACCAGAAGGAGAGGAGAAGCCAAUCUGACACUGCCAUCAACUUGACAACCAGGACUGUCAGCUUAACAGAUCAUCUUAAACUCAUCAACCAAGAGGAUGAUGAAAACUUUAUUAAUCCCAUUUUGGAGCAAGAAAAUAUUAUACCUACUUCUACUCAUAGCAUUAUGUUCUCUGGUGGCAUCAAACGUGGAAGUUUGGCGAGCAUUAGCAGCACUUGUACAGAGGUGGGCAGUUUUGACAACGCUGAUGUAACUGGAGAAAUACUAUUCGCCCUUCAGUAUGACUUUAAGACUUCUACAUUGGAAAUCUGCAUCAAAGCCUGUAGGAACCUAGCCUUUGGAGAAGAAAAGAAGAAAAAAUGCAAUCCCUAUAUAAAGACCUAUCUGCUACCUGAUAGAGGCUCUCAGGCCAAGAGAAAGACAAGUGUCAAAAAGAAUACUGUGGAUCCUCUCUUUCAUGAGACUUUGAAGUAUCAUGUGGAGUAUUCCCAGUUGCAGACCCGGCUGCUCCAGAUCUCCGUGUGGCACUUGGGGACACUCACCCGGAAAGUGUUUCUGGGAGAAGUUUUGAUUCCUCUGGCUUCCUGGAACUUCGAAGAUAGUACAGCACAAUCAUUCCACUGGCAUCAGCUCAAAGCUAAGAAUUACAGAAUGGCAGAAUGUCAGAGUUGGAGGAGACCUUGGAAGCCCUCUGGUCCGGCCUGUACCUGAAGAAUGCCCUCUCAAACAAACACGCCCUGCCAGUGUGCGUCCAGCCUUGCUUGAAGAGCUCCAGGGGAAGCCAUUCCACCCAAGGCUGCCCACCCAUUUCCACUUUGACAUUGUUCUGUUUGCUGGGGAUUUUUGCCCAACAUCAAGCCUAAAUCAGCCUUUCUGCACCUUGUGUCCAAUGUUUAUAAUUCUACUCCCCGAGGUCAAGUAGAGCAAGUGACAGCCUUCUGAUACUCAAAGACAGCUAGCAUGUGUCCCCCUGCCUUCUCUUCUUCAGGUUAAACAUCCCUGGUUCAUUCAAUUGACUCUUACAUGGUAUGAUCUUGUAGCCUUUCCUAAUUCUGGUUGCCCUCUUCUGGAUGUGUCUGUCCGUGUCCUUAAAAUGUAUGGCCCCCAUCUGAACAAGUGUUCCCAGUAUGGACUGAACAGGGCAGAGUCCACAUGAUUGAAAUAGCUUUUAUUGGCCACAGUAUCAUACCAUUGAUGCAUAUUGACCUUGUAGCCUACUAAGUCCCACCCGCAACCCCAAUCUUUUUCUGAUAAACUACUAUCUGGCCAUGC